AUGGUCCAGUACGUGGCUCCCAAGACAUGUGCCUUGGUUUUCCCAGUUUUCCUAGGACUAAAGGGCCACAAAGUCACCAAGAACGUGAGCCAGCCGAGGCACAGCCGCUGCCGCGGGCGCCUCACCAAGCACACCAAGUUCGUGCGGGACAUGAUCCGGGAGGUGUGUGGCUUCGCACCCUAUGAGCGACGCGCCAUGGAGCUGCUCAAGGUCUCCAAGGACAAGCGGGCCCUCAAGUUCAUCAAGAAAAGGGUGGGGACACACAUCCGCGCCAAGAGGAAGCGAGAAGAACUCAGCAAUGUCCUGGCUGCCAUGAGGAAGGCAGCUGCCAAGAAGGACUGA
Molecule: messenger RNA, 342 nt
Organism: Elephantulus edwardii (Cape elephant shrew)
Lineage: Eukaryota; Metazoa; Chordata; Mammalia; Macroscelidea; Macroscelididae
Product: 60S ribosomal protein L36-like
Exons: 3
Coding region: 1-342 (113 amino acids)
Biological process (GO): cytoplasmic translation
Cellular component (GO): ribosome; cytosolic large ribosomal subunit
Molecular function (GO): structural constituent of ribosome
Source: RefSeq, a predicted model, not a curated record